CGUUAUCUUCGAGAACACCUGUGACACCUCUGACGAAGGCAGAAGUAGCACUUCAAACCACGUCAGCGUCUGCCAAAAAUGUUAUGGAAGCCUUGUCCUCAGACUUGAAGAACGGAAGCUCUGAUGCCCGAGACAUUGUUCGAAAAACUGGGAGACUAGAACAAAUCCUAGAAAAAACUGACGUGAAUGAAACUACAUACCUAUCAAGUGACAGUGUCAAAGCCCUUCUUUAUAAAUCCACAGAUGACUUCAAAAGUCUUGAAAUUCAAGCAAAUAACACAGAGGCCAAGGUAAAUGCCUCUGUGUCCAACAUUAAAAUGAAGAUUUGCAUACCGAGAGAGUUCAACCUUCAGAAGAAUGAUAGAGUUGUUUUCUCCAUGAUUAAAAUGCCAAAAAAUACUGCUGAACUACUUACAUCUAAUGGCUUUUUUGGACAAACUUCAGAAGCAAACUAUUCACUGUAUGAUGAUCUGCUGGUUGGCCUGAGUGUGGCUGGCAAGAAAUUUUCAGGCCUUCAACAUCGAGUCAACAUCAGCAUAUAUCUUACAACAAGCCUGAUGAAAUCCCAAAAACCCACAUGUGUGUUCCUAAAUACUACAAACAAUUUAACAAAGUUUAGCACUGAUGGCUGUGAGACAUUCUGGGGCUUUGAUAAGCCGUACAUCACUUGUUCCUGUGACCAUCUCACAUACUUUGCAGUACUCAUGGUGUCCGCAGACCUCUCACCCAAAGAUGCUGAGAUAUUGUUGUACAUCACCUACAUCGGCUGUGGUAUCUCUCUGUUUGCUCUGGUCGUCACUGUUGGUCUCUUCAUCACAACCAGAAAACUCAGAGGAGAUGAUUCCAAGAAGAUCCACAUCAGCCUGGCAGUCGCUCUGAUCCUCCUCAACGUUCACUUCCUCUCCAGCCAGGCGGCGGCAGCAUCGUCCUCCACUGAGCUUUGUCUCUAUGUGGCUCUUCUUCUUCACUAUUCCCUGCUGGCCUCUUUCACCUGGAUGGCCGUGGAGGGCUUCCACCUCUACCUUGUCUUGGUCAAAGUCUUCAACAUCUAUAUGAGGCGAUACUUGCUGAAACUCAGUGUGGUGGGAUGGGGUCUUCCGGCGAUCAUCGUGACAAUAAUGGUGAUCAUACGUAAAGACACCUACGGUCGUGCAUCCCUGGGCUUCUCUAACGUGAAUGAAACUGCAAUGUGA
Messenger RNA from Poecilia reticulata (guppy), 1193 nucleotides. The record is from RefSeq and is a predicted model, not a curated record. NCBI's taxonomy places the organism in Eukaryota, Metazoa, Chordata, Actinopteri, Cyprinodontiformes, Poeciliidae.